AAUGGUCGGCUUGCCGAUGAACGUGCUCAGCUUUCAGCACAGAAUGCUGCACUUUAUCACGAGUACGAUAGAAUUUGGGAGGAAAUCGAUCGGGUCCGACUUGAGUUGGCCGAGUACCAGGCAAGAGAGGAGCGACUCAACGCCGAGAAGGAAUUCCUGAUGAAGGUUCAAGAACGUGAAGUGCACGAGAUCAACACUCUUCUAGCAGAGUCCUCUUUCGAUGCGAAGAAGUUCUUCGAAGCCGAUAUUGCAAACGCCAUCAGAGACAUCAAACUCGAAUACGAAGCCUCCCAUAAACUCAUCCGUACCAGAGUCACCUCCUAUUAUCAUCAGAAGGCCGAAGAAAUGCGCAGAAUCGCUGAGGCAAGAGGCGCCGACGAAAUGAAGCAUCGACUAGCUCAGAUUGCAAAGAUGGAGGGCACAAUCGGUGACCUCAGAACCAAGUUCCGUCCUCUUGAGGACCGAAACCACCUUCUGGAGAAGGAGUACAGCCAACUCCAAAACUCGAUUAGAACCGACGAGGAACGUUACGAAAGAGAGAAGCGACGUCGUGAUGAUGAAUACAGGAAUGCGCUCGCAAUGUACCAACGC
Molecule: messenger RNA, 591 nt
Organism: Ostertagia ostertagi
Lineage: Eukaryota; Metazoa; Nematoda; Chromadorea; Rhabditida; Trichostrongylidae
Source: the annotation of a GenBank genome assembly